Molecule: messenger RNA, 2168 nt
Organism: Pomacea canaliculata
Lineage: Eukaryota; Metazoa; Mollusca; Gastropoda; Architaenioglossa; Ampullariidae
Product: perlucin-like protein
Exons: 5
Coding region: 1441-1938 (165 amino acids)
Source: RefSeq, a predicted model, not a curated record
GGUAAUGUUUAUUGCCUGCAUUUCAAUAUACAUAUAACAGAUAUAUAGUGCAGGUAUGCUGAGCUAAACUCUCUCAGAACCUUCCAAAAUUAGUAAAUGCAUUUAGUUUUUAGUUUCUAGUACUCCCCAAAGUUAAAAUAUUUAAACAAAUAAGAAUAUCAAAAACAUUACAAUAAAAAUAACCUACGUGAUUGCUUCUACUUUCGAUUUAUUCAGAGCAGAUAUGUAUUGAUACCUAGAUGACAGGAAAUAAGUUUUUCUUAAGCUUUGUCGCACAGGAUGACCUGCACUUCUGUAUCGUUAGCUUUAUUAUUAGUAACAAAAAUAACAUCGUGUGACUGCUCUUGACCACUUUACUUACGACGCUACUCAUAAAUUUACUACUUUGCUUGUUCAAAAUCACUUCAAUUUUAGUUUAUUACUAACUCCACUAUGUCUACAAAGAUAUUUGUUAUAAGCUUUGACAUGUUACCUCAUUAUGGCGAGAUAAGAAAACAAGAACGUUCCAACGCUUUUUGUUUAUUCCGCUUGUUUACUGCAAAACGACGUAUCAGUGUACGUGACGACACACAUCAGUACCUGGCACAGAGCGGACUGCUGAGUCGUCCUCCGUAGGAAGAGUGGCCAAUCAGCGACCGACCUGUGCACACGUGACACAGCAGCGACAAGCACAGCAACGUCGACAUGUCACGUCACCUGCCAUGGUCAAGCUGCAUGUUGUGAGCGACGUGUCGAUGUUUCCGCUGACAGCAGCAGCUGUACGCUGCGUCAUAAUUUUAUGCCGUAAUCAAAGACGUAGAUGAUGUCGUCACGUUUUGACGUCAUCAAAACAAAUGGCUGACUCCAGGGCUCCAUCAGAAGGCGGCGCCAUUGCAGCACUGGCGUCCCCACCCACCAGUUUGUAGAGCCGUAACUUUCAGUGUAAUUUUUAACAUUGUCCUCAUGUUUACGAUUUCAACAAAUGUGUUUACCUGGCGGUGUUGUCCGUUGCAACCAGAAGCCGAACAACAAAACCUGCAUUUGACAGUUUCCGUUCUGUCCAGAGCAUAGCGAUGUUGACCAUGAAGACAGUGCACACGACGCUUGAUGACGUCCAUGCAUCGUUGAACUGUAGCACGUGCUGUCAUGCAUGACCUGCUAUGUGGGUUCCUGUCUGUCUGAUUGCUUCACCUGCUUAUUUCGUCUUAACUUAAAAACAAAGACUUUUCUCUAUUUAAACAAGGCUCGACAACACGUUGUAAAAUAAAAAGCCAAGGUGGGAAGAUAUUCCUUGCUUACUGCAGUCUGACAACAUUGCCAUGGCGAGGUACAUCAUCGUAAGAUAACCGCCUGUUCCCCGUCACACCUUUAUCUGACUCAGCUGCAUUCAAAGCUUUAGUUCAAACACCUAAUCAUAAAGUCAAGUCUUGGUACUGUGUUUUGUGUCCUGGAGCAGCAAGUAUGAGGUCUGAGUUCAGGAUAACAUCUACAUUAGCUACUUUUAUUAUGUUUAUGCUGAUGUUUGCACAAGACGCAGAUGGCCGCUGUGACAGUGACUGGGAACAUUUCAAUGGAAGCUGCUACAAGUAUAUUGCACAUACAGUCACCUACCCCAGCGCUCUGGGUACUUGCAAUAAAGAAGGAUAUUAUCUUCUUGAAAUCAACUCUGAAGAAGAAAACACGUUCAUUGGUGAUUUUAUAAUUAGACAUAAAGUUCGCAGUGUGUGGCAAGGAGUGAACGACAUUUUUGCCGAGGGCCACUGGGUGUACAGCAGGACAGGUGGUAAUGUGAGCUUCACUCACUGGUACACAGGGGAGCCCAACAAUCGAGGCAACGAGGACUGUGCAGAAUUUGACACCAACAGACUUUGGAACGACAUGGCUUGCAAUUUGUUACUUCCUUUUAUUUGUGAAAAUAACCCAUACGCUAAAAUUACAGAAAAUGUCAAGAAAGAGUGAUAAGAUGAGACAAUGCCAUGCAAAGCUUUGGAAGAAUGAAGCAGGAAAAGCUUCACAAGUUCUCCGUCAGCACCUGAUGAAGAACUCUAGUGAAUGAUGCCCUUGGCUCCACCUGUCUCCAGUAAAGGCUCUUAGUUCACUUGUUUCUUGCCAAGGCACUUCAAUGUUGUUGUACAACUUUACUGUGAUUAUCGUUUCCUCGUUACAUUAAAUGUUUCUUUGUGAUCUCA